AAUAUUCAUAUAUUUUGUCAGUGCACUAGAAACUUUUUUUUUUAGAUCAUGGGGAUAUUAGAUCUUUUUCUCCAGUCCACCAGUUAUGUCUCCCUACUGGGGGGUCUGGUGGUCCUGCUGCUCCUCUACCUCAUCUCCUCCUCCAGCUUCAGCUCCCGGGCUCACAAAAAAGAACCUCCAGGACCAAAACCACUUCCCCUGCUCGGCAACCUACUCCACCUAGACCUCAAGAGACCCUAUAACACAUUAAUGGAGCUUUCCAGGAAAUAUGGAUCACUGUUCACUGUGUAUUUUGGACCCCAAAAAGUGGUGGUUCUGGCUGGGUACAAGACGGUGAAGGAGGCACUUGUCACAUAUGCAGACGACUUUGGUGAAAGAGAUCCAAUGUUAAUAGCAGAAGAAACUAAUCAUGGCCAUGGGGUUUUAUGGUCCAAUGGUGAUUCAUGGAAAGAGAUGAGGCGCUUUUCUAUAACUAACCUGAGAGACUUUGGCAUGGGCAAGAGGGCAUGCGAGGACAAAAUCAUUGAGGAAUGUCAACACCUCAUGGAAGUGUUGAAGAAUUUCAAAGGAAAAGCCUUUGAUACGAGCCAAUCAAUGAACUAUGCAGUCUCUAAUAUUAUCUGCUCCAUGGUCUAUGGCAGCAGAUUUGAAUACGAUGACCCACAGUUUACAACUAUGGUAGAUCAAACAAACAAAAGAGUUCAACUUGUGGGGACCCCAUCUAUACAGAUGUACAACUGGUUCCCAUGGAUCUACAAAUGGGUUGCUGACAGAAAAGAAGUCCUAAAGAUCACCGACUUCGUCACCAAACAGAACUUAGAGCUGUUCAGUCGUUUGAAGGAGACCCUCAAUCCACAGAUGUGUAGAGGCUUUGUGGACGCCUUUCUAGCCAAAAAGCAAAAUCUGGAGGAUUCUGGGAUUACUAACAGUCACUUCCAUGAUGAUAAUCUCAUGUUGACAGUCCUGAAUCUGUUUGCUGCCGGCACUGAUACGACAGCAACUACUCUCAGAUGGGCACUUCUGCUUAUGGCCAAGUAUCCAAAAAUACAGGACCAGGUCCAGGAGGAGCUGAGCAGGGUGAUAGAAAGUCGUCAGGUGCAGAUCGAGGACAGGAAGAACCUGCCCUUCACUGACGCUGUCAUUCAUGAGACACAGAGACUGGCCAACAUCGUCCCUAUGGCAGUGCCACACAGAACCAGCCGAGACAUCACUUUCCAGGGUUACUUUAUUAAGAAGGGGACCACAGUAUAUCCUCUCUUGACAUCUGUCCUGUAUGAUGAGAGUGAGUGGGUGAGCCCACACACCUUUAAUCCUUCCCACUUCCUGGACAAAGAUGGAAAGUUUGUCAAGCGAGAUGCCUUCAUGCCUUUUUCUGCAGGUCGCAGGAUUUGUCUUGGAGAGAGUCUGGCCAGGAUGGAGCUCUUUGUCUUCUUCACCACUCUCCUGCAGCACUUUCGCUUCACUCCCCCACCCGGAGUUUCAGAAGACGAACUGGAUCUGACUCCACGUGUGGGCUUCACACUCAACCCUUCACCUCAUAAACUGUGUGCUUUCCCCUGUAUGUGAGGAGGAGGACUUGGACCUGUGUUAGAUUUAUCUCAGUUUCAUGCUAAAGAGUAGAGUGUCAUUCAUAUAAGUGCUAUAUCCAAUGCAUUGCCACAAUAGUGAAUAUGUUCAAAACCACACAACUAUAUCAGCCUUAAAGUAGUUUAAAGAGGCUCACUGUGUCAGUAGUAUCCGUUCUUGCUCUUACUAUUUACCCCUGCAUACCUAUACAUGUGUACUGAUUUCACACGCGUGCAUGUUUUUAUGUGGAAUAAAGAGGUGGGAGUGGAAGUUGAGGUUUUAUGUAUGCAUGCAACAGAACCAAUAAAAAGUUGUGCUGUAAUUAAUUGUAAACUGUAAUCCUACUUUACAUAUAUAAUCCGAUACAGUUACUAAUUACAUGUUAAAAAAUGUAGUCAGUAACCUAAUCCAAGUAUCACAAUAUUAAAUUAAUAAUUAAUAACAAUGUAACUUGAUUGCUUUCUGCUAUUUCUGGAUUAACUCAACACCAAAUAUGUAAAUAAAAACAAAGAAGAGAAAAGUAGUAGAAGUAUUGAUGCAGUUGUAUUCUAUAAAACAACAGAACAAUGUAAUCUUUGAAAAAAAAUGAAAACAGAAAAAAAAUGGAAGCAUCAAAAAUGUGUCCCAAAUAUGGGUUAGCUGGUAAACAACAUUAUCAGUGAUCAAAUUCCUUUAACAUCAGACACGAUUCAAAUGAAAUCAGGAUUUCUGAAAAGCAGCUGGGUUUUAUUUCAAACAAAUACUGCCCUUUUGCCCAAAAAACCUCUAUGAUCUGUGUGUGUUCAAACUUUGAUUUUAAUGUGGCUGCAGUUUUGUGGACUGCUUGUUGGUUGAAAAGGUAACACUAUAUUGAGGUUCUUGUAAGAAGUAUUAAUUAAUAGGUAAUAGGGCUUUAUAAGAUGCUUAUUAACAAUAAUAUAUGUUAAUUAAAGAUCACAAACCACUUGCAAUA
Molecule: messenger RNA, 2518 nt
Organism: Morone saxatilis (striped sea-bass)
Lineage: Eukaryota; Metazoa; Chordata; Actinopteri; Moronidae
Product: cytochrome P450 2K1-like
Exons: 9
Coding region: 49-1566 (505 amino acids)
Biological process (GO): xenobiotic metabolic process
Cellular component (GO): intracellular membrane-bounded organelle; cytoplasm
Molecular function (GO): oxidoreductase activity, acting on paired donors, with incorporation or reduction of molecular oxygen, reduced flavin or flavoprotein as one donor, and incorporation of one atom of oxygen; iron ion binding; heme binding
Source: RefSeq, a predicted model, not a curated record